Messenger RNA from Rhododendron vialii, 1053 nucleotides. RefSeq lists its product as uncharacterized. The record is from RefSeq and is a predicted model, not a curated record. The coding region runs from base 1 to 1053 and encodes 350 amino acids. The transcript has 2 exons. NCBI's taxonomy places the organism in Eukaryota, Viridiplantae, Streptophyta, Magnoliopsida, Ericales, Ericaceae.
AUGGAGGAAGAGCUACUUGAGCUCAUAUUGGAGAUCAACGGGAGAUGUACAGGGUCCUUAAGACCCGGAAUCACGAUGCCACCGAGACGUGAGAAUAACCCUUCUAGAGAAAUUAUAGCGGCUCUUGCAGAAUUGAAUCUUUUGAAUUCGGCACUUAGGACUAACACGAAUGAUCGUACCAUGGAAGCGAUGAGGGCGUUCCGUCGUAUGAAACCACCAGAGUUCGAUGGGGAGAGUAGCGAUCCUCUUGUGGCCGACCAUUGGCUUGCACAAGUUCGUAAAAUCUUUAACGCUCUCAGGAUUAUGGAAGAUGACCUACGAGUGAGUAUUGUGGCUAUUCAACUCACCGGCAAGACGAAUGAGUGGUGGGAAUUGGUUUUAGGAGCAAGAAAAGACGCUAGGAGAGUGGCAAUGGCGAUUAAUCGAACAAAUGAUCCAGAUGUAGAGAACCUGACUUGGGCUAAGUUUGAAGAACUCUUCGGGAAUCAAUAUUUUCCAGAAACAUGUCGCGAGCAACUUAGAGAACAAUUUAAGAAACUAGAGCAAGGAAAUAUGACCACCUCCGAUUAUGCUGUAAAAUUUCAAUCUUUAUCACGUUUUGCACCAGAAUUGGUGGCGACAGAGGAAAGGAAGUGUAGGCACUUUGAGAAGGGGUUGCAUUCGUCUGUCAAGCUGUUGGUAGUAAGUCAGCGUAUUGGGAAGUUUUCUCAGAUUGUUGAGUGUGCGAGAAGUGUUGAGAUUUCGAUAGGAACACAGGGAGAUGUGGAAGUGUGGAAACCUAAGCAACCAACUGCUAGUGCAAGUUUGCCUUCGGGAAGUUCUUGGAGCCAAGGGAGGAAGAGACAACGGGAACCACCUCAAUCGUUGCAAGUUCAGCAAAGUUUUGGACCACCUACUUCAUCGGGAAGUCAUGGAGUUUCUGUCGAACCACAAAUUGUGUGUCGUCGGUGCGGUCAGCCAGUCACUUUUGUACUCAGUGUACACAACAACGAAAGGCAUGUUUCAUUUGCGGUGCACCUGAUCAUCUUGCAAGAAGAUGCCCUCAGAAAGUAG